Messenger RNA from Agrilus planipennis (emerald ash borer), 6574 nucleotides. It is a transcript of the gene Ca-alpha1D, whose product is annotated as voltage-dependent calcium channel type D subunit alpha-1. The transcript is spliced from 30 exons. Gene Ontology annotation, molecular function: high voltage-gated calcium channel activity. Gene Ontology annotation, cellular component: voltage-gated calcium channel complex; membrane. Gene Ontology annotation, biological process: calcium ion import across plasma membrane. Bases 178 to 6147 code for a protein of 1989 amino acids. NCBI's taxonomy places the organism in Eukaryota, Metazoa, Arthropoda, Insecta, Coleoptera, Buprestidae. The record is from RefSeq and is a predicted model, not a curated record.
UGAUGUUUCAAAACACGGGCUUCUCAUUCGCGAAUCCCGUCACGGUGUAAACAGACCUCUGCUUUUAUUGUGUUCACGACAUUAACCAAGUGUCCUGUGAUGUCAGUGGUCCAGCAGCUAUGGAGAGAAACUCUUACUUAAACUUUUUAAGAAUAAAACAGAUUUUGACGAAAUAUUAUGGAACAAACAGUUUUAUAUCCCGGUCUACAGUAUGAUCUUUCACAGGAGUCGGCUAAUCCUGCAACAACAACAACAACAAUUACAACAUCUAAUAACAACAAUCAACAGUUUCAACAACAGAUCCGUUCGACUACAAGUCAGGCAAGUAACGGUGGUAGUAACGGCGCCGGGAGUAACAACCGUCUAUGGUCUGUUCAGCCGGUAUCGUCAGUGCCACCAUUCACAGCAGGCUGUGCAUGGCAAGGCCCACUUAGCACCGCUACAGCACACACCGCGAUGAGUACAGUGGGGGCGGGCGUGACGAGCCCGGGUCAAGCGGGGGCCCGUCCGCCGGCUGCCCCCAAGCGCCCGGUGCGCAGAGGAAAACCGCCUCCAGAUCGGCCCCAGCGCGCUCUAUUCUGUCUGCCGCUCAAAAACCCUGUUAGGAAGUUGUGCAUAGAUGUUGUCGAAUGGAAACCAUUUGAAUAUUUAAUUUUACUUACAAUUUUUGCAAACUGUGUUGCCUUAGCCGUGUACACUCCUUUCCCAAGUGGCGACUCUAAUACAACCAAUUUCUUUUUGGAAAAAAUUGAAUAUAUAUUUUUAGUAAUUUUCACACUUGAAUGUAUAAUGAAGAUAGUUGCGUACGGAUUUAUGAUGCAUCCUGGUGCUUAUCUAAGAAAUGGAUGGAACUUGUUAGAUUUUACUAUUGUUGUUAUAGGAAUGAUCAGUACAGCGUUGCAAUUUUUUACAAAAGAUAGUUUCGACGUUAAAGCUCUUAGAGCAUUUCGGGUAUUGCGUCCUUUAAGGCUAGUUUCUGGCGUUCCAAGUCUGCAAGUUGUGUUAAAUUCAAUUCUACGUGCCAUGGUGCCUUUACUACACAUUGCUCUACUUGUUUUGUUUGUUAUUAUUAUAUAUGCAAUUAUCGGAUUAGAAUUGUUCUCAGGAAAAAUGCAUAAAACUUGUUUUGAUAACAUUACAAAUGAAAUGAUGGAUGAUCCGCAUCCAUGUGGAGAUGGAUAUAAUUGUUCAGAAAUCGGCCCCACAAUGGUUUGCAAUUACUCUUGGCCUGGACCAAAUUUUGGAAUUACUAAUUUUGACAAUUUCGGAUUAUCUAUGUUGACUGUUUUUCAAUGUAUAACUUUAGAAGGGUGGACUGAUGUACUUUAUAAUAUACAAGACGCAAUGGGACGAACCUGGCAAUGGACCUACUUUGUAUCCAUGGUCAUUUUGGGCGCAUUCUUUGUAAUGAAUCUUAUUCUUGGUGUUCUUAGCGGAGAAUUUUCGAAAGAAAGAGAAAAAGCCAAAGCCAGAGGUGAUUUUCACAAGCUUCGUGAGAAGCAACAAAUAGAAGAGGACCUACGAGGUUACCUCGACUGGAUUACACAAGCUGAAGACAUUGAACCUGAAGGUGAAGACCAAAUGAAAAAUCAAGAGGUUAAUGCCGAAAUAGAGUCUACAGAUCAUUUCGGCGAAGAAACAGAAGUUCAGCAAGAAUCUUGGUUUAAAAAACGAAAAAAAGGAUUCGACAGAAUCAACCGCCGAAUGAGACGAGCUUGCAGAAAAGCUGUCAAAAGUCAAACAUUCUAUUGGCUGAUCAUUGUUCUUGUAUUCCUCAAUACCGGAGUAUUAGCUACAGAGCAUUACGAACAGCCCCCGUGGUUGGACGACUUCCAAGAAUACACAAACAUGUUUUUCAUAACUCUAUUUACGUUAGAAAUGUUACUAAAAAUGUACAGCUUAGGAUUCCAAGGAUAUUUCGUGUCCCUUUUUAACAGAUUCGACUGUUUUGUCGUUAUCGGAAGUAUUACUGAAAUGAUUUUAACGAAUACUAAAGUAAUGCCUCCCCUAGGAAUAUCUGUGCUGCGAUGUGUACGACUCCUAAGAGUUUUUAAAGUCACGAAGUACUGGAGAUCAUUAUCAAAUCUGGUUGCUUCGUUAUUAAAUUCGAUACAGUCAAUCGCAUCCCUUCUUCUUUUGUUGUUUUUAUUCAUCGUUAUAUUUGCCCUACUCGGAAUGCAAGUCUUCGGUGGAAAAUUCACAUUUAAUGCAACAAGUGAAAAACCACGGUCAAACUUUGAUAGUUUCUGGCAAAGCCUCCUUACUGUAUUUCAGAUUCUAACCGGUGAAGACUGGAAUACAGUAAUGUAUAAUGGAAUACAGGCUUAUGGGGGUGUGUCCUCUGUGGGGGCAUUAGCGUGUAUAUACUUCAUCAUUCUCUUUAUAUGUGGUAACUAUAUUCUCUUGAAUGUCUUCUUGGCUAUCGCCGUUGAUAAUUUAGCCGAUGCAGAAUCGCUGACAGCAAUCGAGAAAGAGGAAGAAGAGCAGCAGCAAGAAGCUGAGAAAAAUCAGUCCAAAAGCCCUACACCAGUUAGGGAUGAUGAAGAUGGAGAAGGAGAGCGCAGCGAAGAUGAGGAAGAUAUUGAAGAAGGCGAAGGUGUCUACGAUUCUGAAAGGUCGGAACGUGACGAAGAAGAUGAAGAAGACGAAGAGGACGAAGAAGAGGAAGAAGAAGCGGAGUCACAGGCUAAAAUUAAUUUAAAUCAUGAAGAAGAAGGUGAUCAGGAAAUCAAUGAGGACGAUGACAACGAGCCUACAGGUGCGAGGCCAAGACGUAUGUCGGAAGUAAAAACUAAUUCGAAGAAAUUGCCUAUACCACCAGCGUCGUCUUUCUUCAUUUUCUCUCCUACAAACAGGUUUCGUGUGUUUUGCCACUGGCUGUGCAAUCAUAGUAUUUUUGGAAACAUAAUUCUAGCCUGUAUUUUGAUAUCAUCUGCCCUUUUGGCUCUAGAAGACCCCAUCAAUGCCAAGUCAGAAAUGAAUUCGGUGCUGCAGUUAUUCGAUUACUUUUUCACUGCUGUAUUUUCCAUAGAACUUAUACUUAAGACAAUUUCAUAUGGGUGCAUACUUCACGACGGUGCCUUUCUAAGGUCAGCAUUUAACGUGCUCGAUUUGGUUGUAGUAUGCGUAUCGUUGGUGUCAAUAUUCAACAGUCAAGGUGCAAUGUCCGUGGUGAAAAUACUUCGAGUUCUUCGAGUUCUUCGUCCAUUACGCGCUAUUAACAGAGCAAAGGGACUGAAGCAUGUUGUCCAGUGUGUGAUAGUUGCGGUAAAGACCAUCGGCAACAUAGUGCUGGUCACCUGCCUCCUUCAGUUCAUGUUCGCUGUAAUAGGAGUCCAAUUGUUCAAGGGAAAAUUCUCCAGUUGUUCAGAUGGAUCAAAACUUACAGCCAGUGAAUGCAACGGUACUUAUAUUGUUUAUAAGGACGGCGACAUAAACAAACCGGAAAUGAACAACAGAGAAUGGCAGAACAACAGAUUUCAUUUUGACAACGUGGCUAAAGCUAUGCUGACAUUGUUUACAGUAUCAACAUUUGAAGGAUGGCCUGGCUUACUGUACGUUUCAAUAGACUCAAACGAAGAAAACCGUGGACCAAUACAUAACUACCGCCCCAUAGUAGCAGCAUAUUACAUUAUUUACAUAAUAAUAAUAGCUUUUUUUAUGGUUAAUAUCUUCGUCGGUUUCGUUAUUGUUACAUUCCAAAACGAAGGUGAACAAGAGUACAAAAACUGUGAGCUAGAUAAGAACCAGCGAAACUGCAUAGAAUUUGCUUUAAAAGCGAAACCAGUUAGAAGGUACAUUCCGAAACAUCGCAUACAGUACAAGGUUUGGUGGUUCGUUACCUCAAGACCUUUUGAAUAUACAAUUUUUAUUUUAAUUCUGAUCAAUACCAUAACGCUAGCUAUGAAAUUUCACAGACAACCUUAUCUUUAUUCGGAAGCUCUCGAUAUUCUAAACAUGAUCUUUACAUCGGCAUUUGCUUUAGAAUUCGUUUUCAAAUUAGCUGCAUUUAGAUUCAAAAAUUACUUUGGUGAUGCUUGGAACGUGUUUGAUUUUGUAAUAGUUUUGGGAAGUUUCAUUGACAUAGUUUACUCUGAAGUAAACCCUGGUUCAAGUCUUAUCUCCAUCAAUUUUUUCCGAUUAUUCCGAGUUAUGAGACUUGUUAAAUUGUUAAGCAGAGGGGAAGGAAUAAGAACUUUAUUAUGGACCUUCUUGAAAUCGUUUCAAGCCCUACCCUACGUAGCUUUGUUAAUUGUCAUGUUGUUUUUUAUAUAUGCUGUUAUUGGGAUGCAGAUGUUUGGAAAAAUAUCCAGUAGCACUUCUGGUUCUUCCAUCACAAGAAAUAACAACUUCGCUUCAUUUUUUCAAGCAGUACUUGUGCUAUUUCGAUCUGCUACCGGGGAGUCGUGGCAGGAUAUUAUGAUGGACUGCGCCGAUAACGACUACGUCGAAUGCGAUUCACGAGUUCAAGAUACAGACUGUGGCUCUGACAUAGCCUACCCUUAUUUCAUUUCGUUUUAUGUGCUCUGCUCUUUUCUUAUCAUAAAUCUGUUUGUUGCUGUCAUUAUGGACAAUUUCGAUUACUUAACAAGAGACUGGUCCAUCCUAGGACCACACCACUUGGAAGAGUUUAUACGCCUGUGGAGUGAGUACGAUCCCGACGCAAAAGGAAGAAUAAAACAUCUGGACGUUGUUACACUCCUGAGAAAAAUCUCACCGCCGCUUGGUUUCGGCAAACUGUGUCCACACCGCGUAGCUUGUAAAAGACUGGUUUCAAUGAAUAUGCCCCUUAAUAGUGACGGAACCGUACUAUUUAAUGCCACUUUGUUUGCUGUAGUUCGAACUUCCCUUCGCAUAAAAACGGAAGGAAAUAUAGACGAAGCGAAUGCAGAACUUCGAGCGGUUAUUAAGAAGAUAUGGAAAAGAACGAGCCCUCAGUUGCUGGAUCAAGUAGUACCUCCACCUGGAGUCGAUGACGAGGUAACCGUUGGGAAGUUCUAUGCAACCUUUCUCAUUCAAGAUUACUUUAGAAGAUUUAAAAAGAGAAAGGAACAAGAAAUGAAAGAACAAGGCGAUAAGGAAUGUCACAACACCGUCACUCUCCAGGCUGGUUUAAGAACUUUGCAUGAAGCAGGUCCAGAACUCAAACGAGCUAUCUCAGGGAACCUAGACGAGUUGAUAGAUGACAAUCCAGAGCCAAUGCACAGAAGAAACCACUCUUUAUUUGGAAGCGUUUGGUCGUCAAUGCGUCGUGGACACAGUUUCAGUAGAGCAAAGUCUCUUAAAGUAAAUUCCGCCCAAAUCAAAAUCUCUCCUACUCCUAGUUCCGAUUAUCUCCCAUAUAAUCAGAAACCUGUAACUGAUGGAGCGAACCAUGUACAUUAUGCGAACAGAAAUGCCGUUCUGCAAACAAGAGCAAGUGUCACGUCUUUACACAAUCAAGAAGGCUUGGGGGACGAGGAGGCAAUACCUUUAAAAUCUUUUAAUAAAUUUUAUGGAAGCGGAGACAAGAAAACCUUUGAAGUGAUCGAUCUGCAGGGCGACCAUACCGAGCUGCUGCCUCCGACGCCGCCACCGCGGCGUGUGCGGCUUAGCCUCGGGGGCGGGGGUUGCAUGCCCUCCUCGCCAGCGGCGUCCAUGCGGCGCGCCCCCAGCUUUAUUCGUAUUGCGUCUGGUCUGAAACUUGCACAAGCACAAGCCAUGGCAGUUGCAGGUUUCUUGCCCAAGACGCACUGGCCUUGUUCGCUCGAGCAGCCCACUGAGACGGAUGGAGGCGUCAGGCAUGCCCGCUACAACUGCAACCUUAAUCACAGAGCUUCCUUUCAUGGCAGAGCGCCCAUGAGUGAACCGAAUGGUCACGCAGGAACUGAACGUCUGUCGCACUCACUUCCCGGAAGUCCUGCUGACCGAAAGCCCACGCUAUUCGAGGUGGUUGGUUCUGCGGAAAGCCUAGUAGGUCGAGUAUUGGCCGAACAAGGUUUAGGUAAAUACUGCGACCCAGAAUUCGUCAGAUAUACGUCAAAAGAGAUGCAGGAAGCACUAAACAUGACCCAAGAAGAAAUGGACCGAGCUGCCCACCAUUUGAUGCAGCAGGAGCACAGAAGAAUAAACGCUCAGAAUAACGAUCUGCUCCAGCCGCAAUUAUAGCAACUGUCACCAACUGGCAGCUGCUCUAAAGAAGCUGCACAAGUUUCCGACCCACGUCAGCAUUCAAAUAAGUGCCUAAUUCACAUCUUUUGGUCCAAGGACGACUAAAGUUAUUAUGUGUAGUUUUUCACCUGGAUUGUUUCUCCAGUUUAAGCCCUGUUGUACAGAGUGUAAAAAGAUUGCAGAAGAAAUGUGACAAACUGUCAUUACUUACCUAAUUUUUAGUUUCUUUUUCUUCACUCUUCCAUAAACUAUACCUUCCGUAUCCGUAUAUUCUUUACUUCAUCGCUACUUUGUUUUAAGUUACAUCACAAUUUCUACUCAAUGCGUCUUAUAAAUGUGCGACAACAAUGUAAAGAAAUUGUAAAUGAUUUGUGAUAAAGACUUUUUUACUCAAAAUCUAAUAAAGAUAUUCAUUCGAACAAUU